Molecule: messenger RNA, 933 nt
Organism: Cetraspora pellucida
Lineage: Eukaryota; Fungi; Glomeromycota; Glomeromycetes; Diversisporales; Gigasporaceae
Source: the annotation of a GenBank genome assembly
AUGUCAUUCAAAUUAUCUUCUUUAAAACUACCAUCUAAAAAAGUAUUGGCUUUUUUUGGCGUAUGUGCUACUAUACCUGGUUUAAUUUAUCGCGAUAAUGUGUUAUCCAAAGAAAGAAAAAAUCUCGUUGAACAAAAGGUCACUCAUAUAGCUUUGGAGCCUAUGAGCGUAAAUGAGCUACCACGUAAAGUAACGGUAUAUUUAGCACCGCCGUUAGGUGAUGGAAUACAUAAGGCGAGGGUUCAUUUUCGAGAAUAUGUCAAGCCGGUCCUUGUUGCUGCAGCAAUGGAAUAUGAGCUCGUUGAAGGCACACAACCAGGACAACUUCGUUCCAAAGUACGAGAUGCAAUAAUAAAGAAGCGUAAAGCUGCAAAAACAUCAGCUCCGACUGGUAUCGAGUCUAAUAAUACGCAUCAAACACCGCAUUUAUUAAACACAACAAUUGGAGAUGGCAUCAUUGUUGUUGGUCGUGUUAGUCUGGUUGAGUAUCUACAAGGAUUAAAUGAUGGAUGUACUUCUUCGCUUACGGACUCUCAAGAAACAAUAUCAAAUGAAAAAGACACGAAAAAUGAUAAUGAUUCAAUUUCAUCGACAGCAAGGCCUGAAAAUAUUAUGCCUGAUCCAUUAAGCAGCUCUCAGGUAGUUAAGCAGGAUGAGUUUUCUAUUCCUGAGCUUGAACCGAUUGGAUAUAUUCGUUUCUAUAACAGGAUUGGAUGGAAAUAUCUACCGCUGAGAAUUUAUCAUGCUUUUAAUUCCUACUUAAAUUUUGAUACUGCCGGUGAGGACACGGUUAAAGUAGCAUUAAAAAACUCAAGGGAAUUUACAGAUGAUGAUCUAAAUCUUGGCAUGGAUGAAAAAAAGUUCUUAAAAGGAACUCUUGAAAACCCAGAAUUAGAUCAUAGAAUUUUAAGUAAACUAAGAAUCUAUAUCUAA